CACCCCCGCCGUCCCCUUUUGACUCAAAACGUAACUUCUCCAGUGCGUACACACACACACACACACACACACUUUUGACUUGAACUCUUUUGCAAUGUCGCUUUUCUCUUUCCCUCGCUUUCAUCUCACGCUUUCCAGUACCACGUUGACCCUUUAAAGGUGUGUUACUCCGCCUGCUCCAUCUGUAUCUCUCUUUCACUCUCUUUUUCUCUCUCUUUCUUUUUAUUUUACACCGCCGUUUAUUUAUUUCUUUUCUCUCUUUUUCGAUAGCUAUAAUAGUUGCACAUAUCACAAUAAAACUACACAAACGCACUGAUCAUGGCGAACGGAAUUGAUCAACACCAGUUACCCACCGAACAGCAACUGCUUCCCUUGGACUCAGAACAAGGAAAGAUAAGCGAAAAGCCGGCACCCGACCUCACUCCACCGCCACAGUCGCCACCGCCGCACGAUGAAUUGAUGCAAGAAGCACAACAACCGCCAUCAUCACCAUCAUCACCUCCACCUCGACCACAAUCAGAACGACCUUCAGAACCAUCUCCAAAACCACAACAAGAGCAGCAGCAGCAGCAGCAGCCACAACAACAACCAGAACAUCAGCAGUCAAAGUCUUUAGUUGAUGAAGAUGUUACAAUGACGCCUGUUGAAGACCUUACUGCACCUGCUGAACCUGCUUCUUCCACUGUUGGUGACGUUGCAGCGAAGGACACCACCACCACCACCACCACUAUUAAUAACAAUAAUAACGGCAUACCUUCUACGCCUACCAACAGUAGCACCAACCAUGAACCUACCACUCCCUCAUCGCCACAAACACAGAAACUCAAGAAAAAGGCCAGAACCGCAUCGCCUACCCCUUCGUUAUCGCAGCAAACCAAUACCAACAUGUCACGCGACCAGAUCAAAUACAGCGGUGCCAUCAUGCGCAAUCUCAAAAAACACAGAGAUGCCGCUCCCUUUCUCAAUCCUGUCGAUUAUGUCAAACUGAACGUUCCAGACUACCCCAAGAUCGUCAAGCAUCCCAUGGACCUGAACACGGUCGACCGCAAGCUCACCGGUGGCGAUUAUGAAAAUGUGGAGGAUUUUAUUGCUGAUGUGCGUUUGGUGUUUAGCAAUUGUUACAAGUUUAAUGGUCCUGAAGCAAUGAUCUCGAUGCUUUGUCAAAAUGUGGAGUCUGCUUUUGAAAAGAGUCUUCGACAGAUGCCGAUAUCAAAAGAGCCGUUAUCGCCACGACCCAGUCCAAUGGCCGAUGGAAAAGAAACAAAGUCAAAGCAAAAGCGAGCCCAUUCUCCCACACAGACCAUGCGUCGUAUAUCCGAAGACGGACGGCCCAAACGAGAGAUCCACCCGCCGCCAUCCAAGGACUAUCCUGAACCCAUGACCAAGCGCCGCAACCCACGAAAGAACGAUGCACAAAUGAAGUUCUGCACCCAGGUGCUCAGGGAACUGCGCAAAUCAAAGUAUAGAAACAUCAACUACCCGUUCCUUCACCCCGUUGACAUUGUCGCCCUCAACAUUCCCGAUUACCCGUCGAUUGUAAAGCAUCCCAUGGACAUGUCCACCAUCGAACGCAAGUUGGAGGAGGGCGACUAUGAAAACGCUGACGAAUUCGAACAAGACAUACGGUUGAUGUUCCAGAACUGUUACCUGUACAACCCGCCGGUCACACCUGUACACAAGAUGGGCAAGGAGCUGGAGAAGGUCUUUGAUGAAAAGUGGAAGCAAAAGCCCGAGCCUGCUCCUCCAGAGCCAGAGCGACGCCCUCCUCCCCCUCCCCCUCAGCCAGUGAGAGAGGUGUUUGAGGAAGAGGCGGAAUCGGAAGAGGAUGAACGUGACUCAAGGAUCGCUGAACUGGAACGUACAAUUGCCACAAUCACACAACAAAUCCAAUCUAUAAAAUCUACUAAGCCCAAGAAGAAAGCCGAACGAGGCACAACCAAGUCUGCUCGCGGUGGACGGCCGGCACAGCCCAAAGAGAAAAAGACACCUGCAUCUGGCGAGAAACGUCGACGUCGACCCGUCCAGCGCAAGGAACCGGAGCUGCCAGAGUUUACAUUCGAGCAAAAGAAGGAUCUCAGUGAACGCAUCAACAAUCUGACCGGUGACAAGCUGAAUACUGUGGUGAACAUUAUCCAAAGUUCUAUGCCUAAUCUGGAUGGACAAGGACAAGAGGAAAUAGUACUGGAUAUUGAUUCACUUGACCGUCGGACCCUAUACCGCUUGCAUGAAUUUGUCACAGGCAAGAGCAUGCUGCCAAAGAAGCCGACCCAGACAAAGCGAGCACGGACACACUAUUCCGAGCAAGACGCUAACCGCAAAAUUAAGGAGCUUGAGCGGACACUUGAGAAAUUUGACAGUUCAGAUGCUCCAGGAGGUGCCGGUGAUCCUGUCAAUGCGGGUUCUGCUAGUGGCGGCCGUGGUCGCGGAAGCGGCAGCGGUGGCCAGCACUCGUCAAGCGAAAGUGAAUCAGAAAGUUCGUCAGGAUCAGACUCGGACGACUCAGGAAGCAGCUCUGAUCAGAUGUAGAUACCAUCCCACUCAACAACAAUAACAACAACAACAACACAUCCGUUGCUUAAAGAAGAGAAAAAAGCAAAUACACACACAUAUUCAAGCACUUAUUCACCACGCGCUCUCACACCUCGCAACUACUAUCCACUACUAUCACCACUACCACCACCUGUCUCUUCCAUCUACACAUACUUUUUUUUCUUUUUCGUCUUUCUACUACCUUUCUCUCUCAUUCUCUCUCUUGAGUUUUCUCUCCUAUCGUUCUUUUUUAUAUUUCUUCUAUCUCGGCCAAGUUUACCCGUCUACUCAUUUGCUCUUUCUAACAGAUUGGAGAAAAACUCAAACCCCAAUAAAGAAACAAAAAAAAAGAAAUCAAAAAGACAAAAGAAAUAUA
Zychaea mexicana is the source of this 2905-nucleotide messenger RNA. RefSeq names its product Bromodomain-containing protein. NCBI's taxonomy places the organism in Eukaryota, Fungi, Mucoromycota, Mucoromycetes, Mucorales, Lichtheimiaceae. The record is from RefSeq and is a predicted model, not a curated record. Gene Ontology annotation, biological process: chromatin remodeling; regulation of DNA-templated transcription. Gene Ontology annotation, cellular component: chromatin; nucleus. The transcript is spliced from 7 exons. Bases 319 to 2526 code for a protein of 735 amino acids.